AUGGCGCCACGACGUGCUCAGUCUACGAUGGGAGACAACAAUGUCCCCAACUAUGUUCCCCAAGCUGCGGAAUUUAGGGAAUUUCAGGAGGAGAUACGAAAUGAAUUUCGUGCAUUCCAGGAGACCAUGAUACAAACCUUGAUGGCACAUCUCCCACCUCCACCCCCAGCGCGAGGUCCGGAACCUAGGGAAGAGGACCUGCCUCCGCCACCACCUGCACCGGCAGCGGUAAGAGACUACCUACCUAUUGUUCGGGAAUUACGGGCCAUGCACACUCCAAGGUUUGGAGGAUCACUGGAUCCCGAGGCUGCAGAAGAAUGGAUGACAUGCAUCACACGAGACCUGGAAUAUGUUCACUGUCCCCUACGUUAUCGAGCGCUACUAGCGAGCCAUCACUUGUCCGGGCAAGCUCGACAUUGGUGGGAAAAGGUGGUACAGGAGAUGCCGGACGGGUAUCGUUUCACCUGGGAGGAAUUCAAGGAGGAAUUUGAGAGGAAGUACUACCGCCGACAGAAUCAAGAAUGUCGCCUCUCUGAUUUCCUGAACCUGCAACAAGGGAACAUGACUGUGAGGGAGUACGAAGUUGAAUUCGUACGCAUGCUUAAGCAUUCGGCGCAUCUGGUGCCCCUAGAGAGCCAGAAGAUCACUAAGUUCAUUGUGGGACUACGACCUUCACUCCGCUGGAGAGUCACACUCUACGAGUUCCGAACUCUGAGCCAUUGCAUUGACCAGCUGGAGAAAGCGGAGGAAGCGGAAAAGGAGGAGAGAGCCAGCAGGGCCCGUGACCGAAGUCCUCCUAGACGCCAUCCCUAUACGCGUCUGUCGGGGAAGACUGGUCAGACUGGCCAGAGCAGCCGAGUGCAAGACAAGGGUAAGGUGCCAGUCACCCAGACCCGCAGAGCCGCCAGCGUGAGCGGCUAUGCCACGAGACCUGCGGUUGGAGCUGGAGUGGCCCCGAGGGUCUAUGCCCUAGAAGCGGAGCAGGAGAUUCAAGAAGAGAAGGUUCAUGACGACGGAGUUGAGGCAGAUGCGAUUGCAGGUACCCUUCACUUAUACGGGGUGUCCUGUUAUACAUUGUUUGACACUGGGGCGACUCACAGUUUUGUGAGCGCGGCUAUAGUGGAGAGAAUCGAUGUGGAAAAGGUCAAGCCAAUGAGUAACUUCACCGUGCGUACACCGGCUGGAGAAACCCUUACGGUUCGAGGGACCUUGCUUAGCGUACCCCUUGACAUAUGCGGCCGACAAAUGCCAGUAGACCUUAUUGUGGUUCCCAUAGGAGUCUAUGAUCUCAUACUGGGCAUGGACUGGUUAACCAAAUAUCAGGCUUAUAUCGACUGCCCCCAGAGGACGAUCAGGUUUCAAGAAGAUUUCGGAGUGGUUAUCACGGCUACUAAAGAACCAGAGAAGAGAUUGGAGGACACACAUGUUGCUCGGAAAUUUUCAGAUGUAUUUCCGGAUGAAUUACCGGGAAUACCGCCAAAGAGGGAGGUGGAUUUCAGCAUUGAUGUAAUACCGGGCACAGAGCCAAUCACUAAGACUCCGUACCGGAUGGCGCCGACAGAAAUGGCGGAGCUGAAAAAGCAAAUGAACGAGUUGGUGGAGAACGAGUUUAUACGCCCGAGCGGGGCCAAGUUGGUUCUCGAAGAUUGA
Messenger RNA from Tarenaya hassleriana, 1650 nucleotides. RefSeq lists its product as uncharacterized. The transcript has 5 exons. Lineage: Eukaryota; Viridiplantae; Streptophyta; Magnoliopsida; Brassicales; Cleomaceae. Bases 1 to 1650 code for a protein of 549 amino acids. The record is from RefSeq and is a predicted model, not a curated record.